UUGUAAGCUUAUGUUGCACUGGAUAGACCAUUUCGCCGAUCCUCUGAAGUGUCCUGUGCAUGACUCCUCCUGGGGCAUGCUUGGGUAGGGUCCAUGAAUGUGUCCUUUUUAUUCCUCAGUUUCAGUGUCAUGUAGGAGAAUCACAGCCUAGCCUAGUUGAAUCUCUAAUAGACAAAAUCUCCCCUCUUAAUCUCACCUUCUUCACCAGUCAAGAAGAUGAUCUGGGGUUCUGAUUUGAGUAGGAAGGAUGUGGAAAUCAGGAAUUUCACUGGAGGUCUUCAGGAGCACCCUUCUAGCUGGUGGCAGCGAUUGUGUGGCUCCCAGGGAUGCCUAGAGUUGAGGUGGGGAUGUGAGUAGGAGCUGUGCAGGUGGCUCUGCCGGAAUGUAGGUGGCAGAAUGUGGAGAGUUGGUGAGGCUAUUUUGCCAGCUGCAUGACAAAUAAGUGCUGAUGAGCCCUCUGUGAUCUUUCCUGUACUCCAGCUGUGCACUUGCAAGACUCUGCUCUGAAGGAACUCAAGGAUCAGGCUGUACACAAGCAAGCCCAAGUCCUACAGCCAAACCCUGAACCCUCCCUGGAGACCGAGCCGGCACGGGACUUUAUGGAGCACCCUGGCAAGGAUGACCCAAAGGCUCUUCCAGAAGGUUCUUCUCUUCCAGAAGGUUCUUCCAAGCCGAGGAGGGGCAGUGCCUCUGGGAGUGAGCCUCCUGGGGACAGUGAGCAGGGAGCGGGCCCUCUGGAGCAUUUUCACCUCCACCUGUCUAGUUGCCACGAAUGCUUAGAACUUGAGAAUAGCACCAUUGAGUCGGUCAAGUUUGCAUCUGCAGAGAACAUUCCAGACCUUCCCUAUGAUCAUGGCAGCAGUUUGGAGGGUGUUGCCGAUGAGAUCUGCCCUAAAGAAGAAGGGAGGAGAGUCAACAUCACGGGAAAGGCGCCCAACAUCCUUCUGUACGUAGGCCCCGACUCCCAGGAGGCCCUCGGGCGGCUCCAGCAGGUGCGGGCCAUCCUGGCUGACUGUGUGGACACCGACAGCUAUGUUCUGUACCACCUGCAGGAGGAAAGUGUGCUCAGGGACCCAGAAAUCCGGGAUCCGAUUAUGCAGUGGCUCGGGAGACAUGUUGAUCCUGAAGGAGUAAUAAAAUCCAGCAAGCUGUCCCUCAAAUUUGUUUCAUCUUACACAUCUGAAAUAGGAAUCACCCCCUCUUCGCUACCUGUGAUCACCGAAGCAGAGGUCAUCUCGUCAGAGCAUUUUAACUUAGAGAUCUAUCGACAAAAUCUGCAGACCAAGCAGCUUGGAAAAGUAAUUCUGUUUGCUGAAGUGACCCCCACCACCAUGAACCUCCUGGAUGGGUUGAUGUUUGAGAUGCCACAGGAAAUGGGCUUAAUUGCCAUUGCAGUCCGGCAAACCCAGGGCAAAGGGCGGGGACCGAAUGCCUGGCUGAGCCCCGUGGGCUGUGCCCUUUCUACUGUGCUGGUCUCCAUCCCCCUGAGGUCUCAGCUGGGACAGAGGAUUCCGUUUGUGCAGCACCUGAUGUCCCUCGCCGUUGUGGAGGCCGUGCGGUCCAUUCCCGAGUAUCAGGAUAUCAACUUACGAGUGAAGUGGCCCAACGAUAUUUAUUACAGUGACCUUAUGAAGAUGGGAGGAGUUCUGGUUAACUCAACCCUUAUGGGAGAAACAUUCUACAUACUUAUUGGCUGUGGAUUCAAUGUAACAAACAGUAAUCCUACCAUCUGCAUCAAUGACCUUGUCACAGAAUACAAUAAGCAACACAAUGCAGCACUGAAGCCCCUGCGAACGGAUUACCUCAUUGCCAGGACAGUGACGGUGCUGGAGACACUGAUCCACACGUUCCAGGACAAAGGGCCCAAUGGUGUUCUUCCCCUUUAUUACAAAUACUGGAUACACAGCGGUCAACAAGUCCGCCUGGGAAGUGCCGAGGGGCCGAAGGUGUCCAUAGUGGGCCUGGAUGACUCCGGGUUCCUGCAGGUUCAUCAGGAGGGCGGUGAGGUGGUGACUGUGCACCCGGACGGCAACUCCUUCGACAUGCUGCGGAACCUCAUCCUGCCCAAGCGGCGGUAGAGCAGGAGCCGGGUGGCGCGUGUCUGCAGAGGGCAGGGGCCUGGCAGAGCCACACAGGUGCUCUGCGGGUGUCGCUGCCGCCUUUCCUCACCAGGAGAGCUGGAAGACUAAUGUAGAGUUCUAGGUGGAUUUUUUUUCUCCCUCCAAGUCAUUUCAUAAUUCAUUAUUUUUUUUUUCUAUAUUUCUGGGCUUUUCUGGUUAUUUUGUGGUUGUUAUUUUAUCAGGUAUUUGACGGUGCUUCUAGAUAGAGGGUUGACAGGUGGAAGAUUCAGUGUAGGUAAAGCCCCUCGACAGGUGUGAAAUCACUCUCCCCCUUUGGGCUUGAAUUUGUGUUUAUUGAGGGGGAAAUGUUAUGUGGAAACAGCAAAGGACUAAGUCAGAUGCUCUCCCAGGAGAGGAGACCUUUACCGCCAGGCUAUUAAGAAGCAAAUCAAGGGCUGGGGCUGGGGCUCAGGUGUGGAGCACCUAGCACUUAGGAAGGCGCUAGGUUUGAUUCUCAGCACCACAUAGGAAUAAAUAAAUAAAUAAAAGGUAUUGUGUCCAUCUGUAACAUACAUACACACACACACAUAUACGCAUUCACACAUACAUACACACAUAUACACAUAUAUAUACUGUAGAUUAAAAAAAAGGGCAAAUCAAAACAUGGCAGCCCAGGCCAGUAGAGGGUUAGAGGUAUCUGAUCACUGUUCCUGAGCAUCCAGGGAGAGAUUUUCCCACCAGAACAGACAGUGGCACUUAAUUAUUUUACAUUUGUGUUUGUGAAGAAAAGAGAAGGCAGGCUUCCAAGAGUUGCUGUCCGCUAUGGUGGCCCCGUAACCAUGUCUGCAGGCUUAGAGAGGCAUCCAGCUG
Ictidomys tridecemlineatus (thirteen-lined ground squirrel) is the source of this 2930-nucleotide messenger RNA. The record is from RefSeq and is a predicted model, not a curated record. NCBI's taxonomy places the organism in Eukaryota, Metazoa, Chordata, Mammalia, Rodentia, Sciuridae.